UCCUGGGGAGGAAGCAACCUGCCAUGGUGCUUCCCCUUCUUUCCAUGCUGCUCCUGCUCACACAGCCCCUGGGGUACCUAGGAGCUGGAUUGACAAGUUACCAGCAGACAACAUUGGCCAACGCCUGUACCCUGGUUGUAUGCAGCCCCACAGACAAUGGCGUGCCUGGCCGUGAUGGCCGGGAUGGGAGAGAGGGCCCUCGUGGAGAGAAGGGUGAUCCAGGUUUGCCAGGAGCUGUAGGGCCAGCAGGGAUUCCUGGACAAGCUGGUCUAGUUGGGCCCAAAGGGGACAAUGGUGCUGCUGGAGAGCCUGGACCAAAGGGAGAUUCUGGACCAAGUGGACCUCCAGGACUUCCAGGCAUGCCUGGUCCGGCAGGAAAAGAUGGUCCCUCUGGAAAGCAGGGGAACAUAGGGCCUCAAGGCAAACCAGGCCCCAAGGGAGAGGCUGGACCCAAAGGAGAAGUAGGUUCCCCAGGAGUCCAGGGCUCUGCAGGGACAAGAGGCCUGGCAGGUCUUAAAGGGGAGAAAGGUGCCCCUGGUGAACUCGGAGCCCCCGGAAGUGCUGGGGGAAUAGGGCCUGCUGGAGCUGCAGGUCCACAGGGAGCUCCAGGUGCCAGGGGACCCACAGGACUGAAGGGUGACAGAGGUGCUCCUGGAGACAAAGGAGCCAAGGGUGAAAGUGGGUUUCCAGAUAUCUCUGCUCUGAAGCAGCAGGUGGAGGCCUUGCGGAGGCAGUUACAGACCCUCCAGGCUUCCUUCUCUCACUAUAAGAAAGCCGAGCUCUUCCCCAGUGGCCAAAGUAUUGGGGACAAGAUCUUCAAGACAGUGGGCUCUGAAAGUAAUUUUGAAGGGGCACAGAAGAUGUGUACUCAGGCUGGUGGACAACUGCCCUCCCCACGCUCUGCAGCAGAGAAUGCUGCUUUGCAGAAGCUGAUUGAAGCGCAGAACAAGUCUGCUUUACUGAGCCUGACAGACACCAAGAAGGAGGGCACAUUUAUCUACCCCUCAGGGGAGCCCAUGGUCUUUUCCAACUGGGCCCCUGGGGAGCCCAACAAUGAUGGCGGGGCAGAAGACUGUGUGGAGAUGUUCACCAACGGCAAGUGGAAUGACAGGUCUUGUGGAGAGCAUCUCCUCGUGAUCUGCGAGUUCUGAGCCACUGGGGGUUCAGUGCUUGGUCCAGACCCUGUGC
This is a messenger RNA of Fukomys damarensis (Damara mole-rat), 1188 nucleotides long. RefSeq names its product surfactant protein D (gene Sftpd). The transcript has 8 exons. The coding region runs from base 24 to 1151 and encodes 375 amino acids. Lineage: Eukaryota; Metazoa; Chordata; Mammalia; Rodentia; Bathyergidae. The record is from RefSeq and is a predicted model, not a curated record.